Molecule: messenger RNA, 882 nt
Organism: Besnoitia besnoiti
Lineage: Eukaryota; Apicomplexa; Conoidasida; Eucoccidiorida; Sarcocystidae
Exons: 3
Coding region: 1-882 (293 amino acids)
Source: RefSeq, a predicted model, not a curated record
AUGCAACUCAGCGAUCUCCCUACGGGCUUUAGUUCGAGAUACAUUCAGGACAAGCGGCGGAUGAAAAUCGCGUCAGCGUCUGACAUCGACGUCUCAGAAUUCUCUCUCCCUCCGACCGCUCACGCCAGACGCGACCCGCGCGAGCAACUCACUCCUCUUGACCUCCUGGCGAUCCGUCCCUCUCCCAGCGUCACCGCGAGGGCGCGUGCGGCAGCGGCAGCGUCUCUCUUGCGGCGCCCGCGAGCUCCAGUCUCGAAUUCGGUGCCCGCCGCGACUGACCGGCCGGGGGGGGCGGUUGCGCUUUUCAGGGCCCGCAGCGGCGCGUCUGGCGGCUUCCCGUCCAGCGCGGAUGGCCGCGAGGCAGGGCAAGCGCGGCGCGAGGAGAUUCGCGGGGAGGAGGGGAGAGACGGGCGCGGAAGGGCAGCAGACAGCGCGCGCGGAAAGGGGAACCUCGCGAGCAGCGGCUGCGGCGACCUGAGUGGAGAUCAGCGCGCUGUGGCUUCUGCUGGCGGAGCAGAUUUCUACGUCGAGCUCUCGCGGAUCGCCAGGGAGACAGGAUUCACACUCGAGGCCGAGACAGUUGUGCAGUUGGCUCUCCAGCAGCGAGCCGGGGACGACCGAAGCCGUCCGCCUUCUUCUGGUGCGCCGUCCGCUGCGACUUCGCCUGCGAAGGGGCUGCGGAGAGACACGCGCACGCUGCGGCGCGUGCUGCCUGACGCAGCCAGGCAAAACCAGAGAAACGGAGGGUUCACAGCCGGCGGCUGGGGAUGGAAAGAUAACCGAGAAGCUGUCAAAGAGGUGUACCGACAGCGCGUCACAGUCGAGCGGUCCAGCAGCCCCUCCCUUUUCUCGUUCUCAGUUGUUCCAGAAGAAGACGACUGA